This is a messenger RNA of Solanum stenotomum, 315 nucleotides long. Its product is annotated as myb-related protein 1-like. The transcript is spliced from 4 exons. Gene Ontology annotation, cellular component: nucleus. Gene Ontology annotation, molecular function: DNA-binding transcription factor activity; DNA binding. The coding region runs from base 1 to 315 and encodes 104 amino acids. The record is from RefSeq and is a predicted model, not a curated record. Gene Ontology annotation, biological process: regulation of DNA-templated transcription. Lineage: Eukaryota; Viridiplantae; Streptophyta; Magnoliopsida; Solanales; Solanaceae.
AUGGAAGAACGAGAGCAGAGAAGGCUACGCAUAAAAUGGACACCGAAUCUUAAUGAGAAAUUCAAUGAAGCUAUCCGCAGAUUAGGAGAAAAAGCCACUGCCAUACCGAUCUUGGAGUAUAUGAAUGUGCCACAAUUGAAUCGCAAACAGGUUGAGAACCGUCUACAGCAAUACAGAGUACAAAAACGACAAGCUCAACUAGCUCAACAUGCUUCUUCUUCUUUAGUUGUAGGAAAUCAUCCUAAUGUACUAAAUUCUCAUGAAACCAUCCUUACCCCAAACACAUGCAAUACCUUCUUUAGUUCCACCAAAUGA